CGUUCUACGACUUGUUUGUUCGCCAAGUUUUGUCAACUUUGGAGAUUGAACCAUAUCAACCUUCAAGAAUCGAAUUUCACUCCUACCACCACUUUCGUCAACAAGUUCUUUGUUUUUAGUAACCCAUGCCGAAGAGGUCUUUUGAUUCAUCAUCCGCAAUGCCGGCAAAUGAAAGAGCCCCGCCUGUAAAGGCACAGAAGACCGAACGGUCUCAUGAAGAAAACCAGGAGAGAGCGUACAUUGCCGCAUCGAGACGUGCCGACCGAAGCCUAGAAGCUAGAGUACAAUCCGCUCGCCAGGCAUCUGAGAUCCACCGAAGACGAACUGGUCGGGGUCUGAAAGUGAGCGAAGAGAUCGUGCUAAAGGAAGAAAUGUAUGAGGAGGAAGAGGACGAAAUUCCACGCCACUACAAGUACCUUACUGCUCAUUUGCAGACGAACUCCCCAGACAUGAACCAUCGUGUGAAUGCCUACAUCACGACACAGGCUGCGAUGGCCACCAUGGCUCGCUAUAAUGAGGUUAAUCGCCUUUUUAGCGAGUCAUUCCCAAGUGCCAUGGCGUACCAGCAACACCUCAACAACUCCGCGUACAUGGGUCCGCUCAUGAACAGCGACGGUACCUUCCAACAACGACUUUCAACAUCAGGAUCUAGCCAAAGCUCGCCGGCAACCCGGACGCAUUCCGUUUCGUCGCAGUCCCAAUUCAGUAGGAGAGAUUCCACCACAGUUGGAAGUCCUAUGUCCAAUUCUGCUGCUACAACCAUCUCAUCACCACCCGCCUUAACUCCCGCCUCUUCGACCGAUAUAGACGCGUCUGAAUCGAAGAGUACACCUUUUCAGACUCCGACCACUGCCUUCCCUCCUCUCCACUUGGAUCCACAGUUAGCGCAGCAAUCUACAUCAUCUUCUGCUUUCACGUCAGAAUUACCCAAUGAGGUCAAGAUGAUGGCCAAUAUUGAUAUGAAUGAUCCGAUGGCGAUGCAUUUUAUGGGCGACAACGCUUCAGCUUUCCAGAUGUUUGGACCUUACCCGGGCGAUACCACAGCACAGCAAGACAGCUCUAAGACGAAUCUCGACCUUUCAACAGACACUUUCUCGCCACAUGAUGCCCCCAUUCAAGAUGACAACUUCCUGUCAUCGAUAGAUGGCUCAAUGGAUCUGUUGGACAUUCCAACCGGCAGCUAUAGCCGCCUAGGUACACCUGCAUGUGGUAAUGCUGGAGAGGGAUGGGAAAGCUUGAUUGACUUCGGUUCAGAGCAAUAAUUUGCCUUUCACGAUGUCAUCUGUAUAUGUCCCAAUAUCACACACAUUCCACAUAUACACUAAAAGCUUUCCACCGGGUUGGUCCGGCGUUCUUCUUUUUUAUCGGAGAUACCACGCGUCAUGCACGUCAUUUAUUCAUUUAUGCCUAUCAGGGUUUGAGCAUUUUGGUUCGAUUUGCAUGAAAGCGUUUGAUUCUCGGUUCUCAAAA
Messenger RNA from Hypoxylon trugodes, 1470 nucleotides. RefSeq lists its product as uncharacterized. The transcript has 2 exons. Lineage: Eukaryota; Fungi; Ascomycota; Sordariomycetes; Xylariales; Hypoxylaceae. Bases 126 to 1262 code for a protein of 378 amino acids. The record is from RefSeq and is a predicted model, not a curated record.